Messenger RNA from Pseudonaja textilis, 1643 nucleotides. Lineage: Eukaryota; Metazoa; Chordata; Lepidosauria; Squamata; Elapidae. The record is from RefSeq and is a predicted model, not a curated record.
UUUUCUGUGCACAUAGCUAAGGAAAAGUGAAAUUCCUGCAAGUGAUACAGUGUACAUUGUUUUUUGUGAUUAUUUGCUUGAAAAGAAAAUGUCAACAGUAGUAAAGCCAUGAAAAAAGAAAAUCAGGCAUCCCACCCCCCACUCUGCUUGAUGUCAAAGGGUUAAAGUCACACCAGGUUCUUGAAAACAGUUACUUCCAAGUCAGCAUCUGGCUACUGCUGCGGUUAGUGGGAAGGAUUUUGCUUUUUAAUAGCAUUAUAAAUAGGGCUGUGUUCAACAUGCUGCAGACUUACUUUCUCUUUCAUUCAACCUCCUCCCUCCUCCUGCACGUCUACCACAGCUCUGUAGGCAUGGACCCAUCAAACAUCUUGCUCAAAUUCAUUGCCUUGCUUAUGUACCUUCUCCCCGUUCUUCAGGCCUGUCCUCAGAAUUGCCAUUGUCAUGGCGGAGACCUCCACCAUGUCAUUUGUGACAAUGUUGGAUUGAGAAGGAUUCCCAAAGUAGCUGAGCAGACCCGGCUUCUCAAUCUUCAGAGGAACAAUUUCCCUAUGCUGCCAACCAAUGGUUUCAGAGAGAUGAAAAAUCUUGUAUCUCUUCACCUCCAACAUUCCCACAUCAAAGAAAUCUCCAGUGGAGCUUUCCGCGGCCUGAAGCAGCUGGUCUACCUUUACUUGUCAAAUAAUGACAUCAGUACCAUAAAAAUGGGAGCCUUUGAUGACCUGACAGAACUUACUUACCUCUAUCUAGAUCAUAACAAAAUAUCUGACCUUCCCAAGGGGCUCCUCUCUCCACUGAUUAAUCUUUUCAUCCUGCAGCUGGGUAACAACAAGCUCCGAGAGCUGAGAUCAGGAGCCUUCCAUGGUACUAAGAACCUUCGCUGGCUCUAUCUCUCUAAUAACUCAAUCUCCUCCAUCCAACCUGGGACCUUGGAGGAUGUGGAAAACCUAGCCAUAUUCCACUUGGAUAAGAACCAGCUAAGCACCUACCCUGUGAGUGCCCUGAGCAAAUUGAGGGUGGUGGAAGACCUGAAGCUCUCAAACAACCCAAUAAAGUCGAUUCCAGAUUUAGCCUUCCAAUCUUUUGGACGGUACAUGGAGACUCUCAGCUUGGACAACAUGGGAUUAGAAAAGUUUUCAGAUAAAGCAUUCAUUGGCACAACUGCACUGAAGAACGUUCAUAUAGAGCACAACAAAAUUUCCAGGCUUCCUAGGAGCUUUCCAUUCACCCGUCUUGAGACACUCUCCCUGUCCAACAACCCUUGGCAUUGUUCUUGUCAGUUAGCACCUUUACGCAGGUGGCUGGGGUCUACUCGUACCCGCCCAGAUGCAGUUUGCGCAUCACCUCCUCAGACUCGAGGACAGCAGAUUCGAGACACUGCUGCGCUCCGUGGCUGCAAACUUCCCUCUAAGAGAUCCAAAAAAGGAAAUCGCCAUUAGACAGGCAAUCCAGUUUUUCUGGAAUUUUCAAUUAAAUAUCUGUCAACCCUUAGAGGUGGUCUAGACCAGGAGUGUCAAACUCACAGCCCAUGGCCCAGAUGUGUCAUGCGCUGGCCACCCCCCCUCGGUCUAGCAAAGGGGGGGAGUUGCGAUAUAUCACAUGACAAUGUGUCAUCGCGAGUUUGACACCCCUGGUCUAGACAAGAA